AUGACCCCGUCCCACCGACCCUCCCUGCCGGACCACAGCCUCACUGCAGACGCUCACUUCUGGCGGGGCGGGGCGCACGCCAGCGGGGACAGCAGGCAGAAGAACGUCGAAGGAAUAGAAGCCGAGGACUGUCCAGACCCGAAUGAAGGGCGCAUGCCACAGACCCUCCCACGCACGUCGUGGUCAGACGGGUGGGAAAAGCGCCCGUGCCCUGAAUCCGGGGCGGUUACCAUAGCUACCAUAAAAUCGGCGGUCGUGAAGCCAGAGAACGCGCUCGCCUGUGGCGGUGAAGCGGCAGGUGUGGUGGCCGAGUUAACAUUUAUCGUGUCUCUAUUCUGCAAAGUGGACUUUGACGAGGCCGCGCCCGCACUGGGUCUCGCGCCGAGCGCUAAGCUGCACGGGCCACACCUGCGCCACGGCAAGCGCUCGGCAGCCACGUUGGGCACGCACGGCACAGCCCGCUUCCGCCCCCGUGGGAAGUUCUGGGCGCUCGCCGGCCAGGCCGUGAGCGGGCACGGCUGUUUACCUCUGCGGACUCAAGCUGCCGCCUUCUCUGACCCUUGGCACCUGCUGCUGUCCCGGGACCCGGGCCCUCGAGUGCCUGUUUGCAGCCGGCUGGGACUCCGGCUAAGGCACACGUGUGAUGCCUCCUGGCUGCAGCUGGUUGCCACGGCGGCAGUGCCUGCAGGGGGACAGAAGGUGCCGGCUGUCCGCAGACUGCAGGGCACAGGGCUGUGGCCGCCCGGGGACCCGGAGGACGUGGACGUGUCCCAUCGACACCUCCGAAGCUUCCCCAACGCGGCCUGUUCAGCACUUGUCAGCGUUACUGGAAACAAGCCAGGAGCCACAGAAGUGAAGGUUCCAGAAACAGGUAGCUGCAUGGGCCUCAUGCUUCGUGGCUCCCUAGUGGGCGUUUGUGACCACUGCCCCAAAGCUACAGGCAGGGGCAGCACCGCCCUGCCGCCCGGCCUGCGGUGGUGCCCCCGCGGCGCCCUGGCCGUCCUCAUCGCGACCUCGGGGCUGCGGGAAGCCGUCCGGCUGCACCCCUGGGCAUUUGUUUUCCGGGGCCGCCUUCCCGCCACGCCGCCCGAGAACAAUGGUGCCUUUGUGCGGAUGUCGGAGUUUGGAAAAUGUUUGGCUGUCGUUAACGUGGCCUUUUGUGUCCUUACUGUCAUUCCAGGAUGGGAGUCCCAGCUUCUGGAAACAGGAUUCCUGGGAAUCUUCCUGUGCCCUCUUUGGACUCUGUCUCGACUGCCCACAGGGACCCCCCCGUCCCAGAUCGUUCUGUGGGGCUUUCGGUGGCUGAUUUUCAGAAUCAUGCUUGGAGCGGGCCUCAUCAAGAUCCGGGGAGACCGGUGCUGGCGGGACCUCACUUGCAUGGACUUCCACUAUGAGACGCAGCCGGUGCCCAACCCCGUGGCCUACCUCCUGCACCAGUCCCCCUGGUGGGCCCACCGCUUUGAGACGCUCAGCAACCACUUCCUGGAGCUCGUGGUGCCUUUCUUCAUCUUCCUUGGACGGCGGCUGUGCAUCCUCCACGGGGCCUUACAGAUCCUGUUCCAGGUGGUCCUUGUCAUCAGCGGGAACCUGAGCUUCCUGAACUGGCUGACCAUGGUGCCCAGCGUCGCCUGCUUCGAUGACGCCGCUCUGGGGUUCUUGUUCCCCUCCGGGCCUGGGGGCCUCAAGGACCGAGUCCGGAAGAUGCAGGAAGAGGCGGCCCGAGGGGCCCGGCUCACCCUAAGAUAUGGCUGUGUGGUGCGGCAGGCAGUGCACGUGGCACUAGGCAUCCUGGUGGCCUGGCUCAGUGUCCCCGUGGUCCUCAACCUGCUGAGUCCCACGCAGGUCAUGAACACCUCCUUCAACUCUCUGAGGAUCGUCAACACAUACGGCGCCUUCGGAAGCAUCACCAAGGAGCGCACGGAGGUCAUCCUGCAGGGCACGGCCAGCCCCAACGCCAGCGCGCCGGACGCUGUGUGGGAGGACUAUGGGUUCAAGUGCAAGCCGGGUGACCCGGGGCGGCGGCCGUGCCUCAUCUCUCCGUACCACUACCGCCUGGACUGGCUCAUGUGGUUCGCGGCCUUCCAGACCUACGAGCACAACGAGUGGAUCAUUCACCUGGCAGGCAAGCUCCUGGCCAACGACAGGGAGGCUCUGUCCCUACUGGCCUUCAACCCUUUCAAGGACAGGGCCCCCCCCAGGUGGGUCCGGGGAGAGCACUACAGGUACAAGUUCAGCCGCCUGGGGGGCCGGCAUGCUGCGGCAGGCAGGUGGUGGGUCCGGAAGAGGAUCGGCCCCUACUUCCCCCCACUCAGCCUGCGAGACCUGGAGGGCUACUUCCAGUCCCGAGACUGGCCGCUCCCGGAGCUGGAGUAGAGGCGGUCCCGGGCCAGUGCGCGGAGGAAUAAAGCAGGAAGGCCCGGCUACCUGGGUGAGGUCUCGUGCGCCCGGGGAACCGCCACCCACUCCCACAGAGGAGGGGGGUCCCAGGGCGACUCGUGCUGGCCUCCAGAGUCCGUCCCUGGGCCGCCACGUCCUCUUCCUUACAGAUGGAGUUCACUGCGGAGAGCCAGCCCCCGGUCCCUUUGCCGGUCACCGGUACCGCCCUGACCCCACCGUGUCCACCAGCACCAGGGCGCUGGGCCCACACAAGCCCCCGGCCCUGGGGCACCCAAACCCCAUCACGUGCCUGGCGGGGCCACAGGGAAGCUGCCACUCCCGACCUGUGCUCUUAGCAGCCCCUGGUGCUGCCC
This is a messenger RNA of Panthera uncia (snow leopard), 2750 nucleotides long. It is a transcript of the gene LMF1, whose product is annotated as lipase maturation factor 1. Gene Ontology annotation, biological process: protein maturation. The coding region runs from base 1 to 2373 and encodes 790 amino acids. The record is from RefSeq and is a predicted model, not a curated record. The transcript has 18 exons. NCBI's taxonomy places the organism in Eukaryota, Metazoa, Chordata, Mammalia, Carnivora, Felidae. Gene Ontology annotation, cellular component: endoplasmic reticulum membrane.